This is a messenger RNA of Dermatophagoides pteronyssinus (European house dust mite), 1853 nucleotides long. Its product is annotated as calnexin-like. Gene Ontology annotation, molecular function: calcium ion binding. The record is from RefSeq and is a predicted model, not a curated record. NCBI's taxonomy places the organism in Eukaryota, Metazoa, Arthropoda, Arachnida, Sarcoptiformes, Pyroglyphidae. Gene Ontology annotation, biological process: protein folding; ERAD pathway. Gene Ontology annotation, cellular component: endoplasmic reticulum; endoplasmic reticulum membrane.
AAUAAUAUUGAUAAUAAUAAUGAUCAAUCAUCUGAAUCUGAAUCCGAACAAAUUGAUUAUGUAACACCACAAAUUGAUGAACAAUAUCUUUAUGAAUCAUUUGAUAAUCAAGAAAAAUUUCAACAACGUUGGCAUAAAUCUGUUGCACAUAAAGCCGAUUCAUCUGAUCUUAAAUAUGAUGGUGAAUGGGACCUAGUACGUACACAGGAUCUACUUAAAGAUGAUUUAGCCCUUAUAACGAAAAGUAAGGCCCGACAUCAUGCAUAUUCGGUAAAAUUGGAUAAAAUUUAUAAAUUCAAUUCGAAACCAUUCAUUUUACAAUAUGAAGCUCAAUUUCGUAAUGGACAAGAAUGUGGUGGUGCUUAUUUAAAAUUAUUGGCUGCACCAUCCGGUAAUUUAGAAGAUUUAAAUGAUAAAACAAGAUAUUCAAUAAUGUUUGGUCCGGAUAAAUGUGGUAAUGAUAUGAAAUUACAUUUUAUUUUUAAUCAUAUAAAUCCACGUAAUGGUACUAUUACGGAAAAACAUUGGUCAAAAGCAAAUAGUGUUACUAAUAUGGAUGAGGUAUUCAAAGAUAAUCGUUGGCAUCAAUUUCGUUUAGAAUUAUAUCCGGAUAAUACUUUUCAAGUUUCUGUUGAUAAACAUUAUGCUCAAAAAGGUUCAUUAUUGGAAGAUUUUAAACCACCUGUAAAUCCACCAAAAACUAUUGAUGAUCCAAAUGAUUCAAAACCAGAAGAUUGGGAUGAACGUGAAAAAAUUCCGGAUCCAGAUGCAGUGAAACCAGAUGAUUGGGAUGAAAAUGAACCAAGAAAAAUUACCGAUCCAAAUGCUGUCAAACCAGAUGAUUGGAAUGAAGAUGAACCAGAAAUGAUAUCGGAUCCUGAAGCAAAAAAACCCGAUGAUUGGGAUCAAGAAAUGGAUGGUGAUUGGGAAGCACCAUUAAUACCGAAUCCAAAAUGUUCAUCAUUAGCCGGUUGUGGUAAAUGGUCAGCACCAUUAAUUGAUAAUCCUAAAUAUAAAGGCAAAUGGAAAGCACCAAUGAUUGCUAAUCCUGCCUAUAAAGGAAAAUGGGUGCCUAAAAAAAUACCAAAUCCAGAUUUUUAUGAAGAUCUUAAUCCAUUCAAAACAAUGUCACCUAUUGAUGCUGUUGCAUUUGAAUUAUGGACAAUUUCGGAUAAUAUUGCCUUUGAUAAUAUUUUAAUUACUGAUGAUUUGGAUAUAGCCAAUUAUAUAUCAUCAUUAACUUAUCAGAUUAAAAAAGAAAUAAGCGAUGAAAAAACUGAUAAUAUAAUGGUAAAAGCAAUGAAAUAUGCAAAUAAAAAUCCAUGGAUGUGGGCAGUUUAUUUAUUUGUAAUCGGUAUACCAUUGGUAUUAUUUAUUGCAUUCUGUUGUGUAUCACCGGUGAAAAAACCAGCUGAAACUGCUCAACAACAACAACAAGAACAGGAAUAUGAUCCAGCAUAUAGUAAAAAAACUGAUCAACCACAACCGGAUUAUGUAGAUGAGCCGCAAGCAACAACAUCGAUCAAUAAAAUUGAUGAAGAGGAAGAGGAAGAAGACGAUGACGAAGCAAAUAAUGAUGGUGAUGAACAUCAACAUGAUGAUGUCGAUGAUGAAGAAGAGGAAGAAGAAAUUGAAGAAGAUGAAGAACAAGAAGAAGAUGAUAAUGAAGGUGAUGAUGAACCAGAACCUGAACCAGAAAUAAAAUUACGUUCAUCACCACGUCAACGACGACCACGUAAAGAAUGAGAAUAUGUGGAUCCAUGUGGCAAAGGAAUGUUUGGUUUGGAGAAAUUUUUUAUUCUCCUGUUUUGGUCACACCAACUUUAUAUUGAAAAAAAAAUACAGACAUCAUU